AUAAGUAUUAUUAGUAAUCGAUAUCAAGUGUUAUUUUUAUAUUUUUGUAAUUUGUUAUUUUAUUCAUAUUUUUCAAAAAUUUAUAUUUUGAAUUUUAUACACAAUGGUAGAAGAAGUAGUUAAUUCUACUAAUAAACCAAAGAACAAAACUGCUAGACCCCGUCCAGUUUAUUUAUGGAAUGUAUUAGAUGUACAAAAAUGGUUGAGAAGGCAUUGUAGUGAUUACUAUCAAUUAUAUCAUGAAAAGUUUUUAUAUCACGAUAUCACUGGAAGAGUUUUAUUAAGGAUAAAUGAAAAUAUUUUAUUGAGACUUGGAAUUGACAAUGAGCAACAUAGAUUGGAUAUUUGGCGGGAAAUAAUGAAAUUACAUCUUAAAACAGACAUGUUAGAAAUUAAAGAUAUUGAACGACGUAAUAAUAUGAACUUUGAUUAAUAUUUUACAAUUGACUCAAAUAUAAGCAAUGUUUAAUAAAAUGGAAAUUUAUUUUUUAAAAUGAUAAAUUUUAUAUCAAAUAAUCUUUUGUAUUUUUUAUUGUUAGUAUUUUAAUAUUUUAAUUUUUUAAAAUACAAAUAUAAUAAUGUAAAAUAUAAUAAUGUAUCUUUAUAAAUAUUUAUAAUGAAACAUUUAUAAUAAAUAUUUAUAGCAAAUAAAACAUUUGAUGUUUUAGAUA
Messenger RNA from Apis cerana (Asiatic honeybee), 671 nucleotides. RefSeq names its product sterile alpha motif domain-containing protein aveugle (gene ave). Gene Ontology annotation, molecular function: protein binding. Gene Ontology annotation, cellular component: cytoplasmic side of plasma membrane. NCBI's taxonomy places the organism in Eukaryota, Metazoa, Arthropoda, Insecta, Hymenoptera, Apidae. Gene Ontology annotation, biological process: cell surface receptor protein tyrosine kinase signaling pathway. The record is from RefSeq and is a predicted model, not a curated record.